AGUAUGUAAUGCGCAAUGUUCUACCUUAUUAGCAUACUUAACAUAUAUUAUUUGCACUUGAAUUAUACAUUUGUAGAUUAUAUUAAUAUAGAAUUUGCGACUCUUUUUGUAGGAAGUUUAUCGUUCUUUGCAAUACUGCUAAUCUUAGUAGUGGCCGGCACGUUUGCUCAGUUCGGUAGAAGCGGCAAUUGUCCAAUGAAAAACACCGUGACUAGUUGUGCCCCUAGAUGCACAAGUGAUGAACUAUGCCCUUCCAAUCAAAAAUGCUGCCCUAAUAAAUGCGGUCAUAGAUCGUGUGCCUCAGCAGGUGCCAUUAAUACCGGCAACGAUGGUGGAUACAAAGGCUCGAGUAAUCAAGCUGUUUACUGCAAUGGAGUAAAAUGUGCCGCGUACGAAAAGUGCCAGUAUGACCGCAAUACUAGGCGUGACAAAUGCACACGCACUUAAUUACUUUUCACAUUAAAACCAAGAGUUUUAAUAACUUUCACUGAUAAAUUUUUUUGCAAAACUAGAGAUUAUAUGCCAAAACAUCUUACAAAAAGAAAUUGUAAAUGUACACACGGUCACAGGAAUGCCUUAACACAUGAACUUGCACGAGUGUGAAUUCACAAGCCAAUUCAAAUGUGCCUUGACACUCGUUGACAAAUUCAUGUGUUAAUGAUCCAACUCAUGCAAAAAGUAAAAAAUAGGCUGAUUAAAUAAUAAAAUUUUGUUCUACUGGUUUAAUCAAGAGCAAAAUACAGCUUUAUAUAGUUUAGAUAACACGCGUGUGCAAAAAACAUCGCCAAAAAUAAUUGAGCUUAUUUCCUUUGCUUUAUAUAUUGCGCUUAUAUUCAAUCAAAUGCUUGUACGUCACGGAAUUAAUGAUUAAAAAAUUAAAUAAUGCAUGCCAACA
Messenger RNA from Linepithema humile (Argentine ant), 895 nucleotides. The record is from RefSeq and is a predicted model, not a curated record. NCBI's taxonomy places the organism in Eukaryota, Metazoa, Arthropoda, Insecta, Hymenoptera, Formicidae.